This is a messenger RNA of Suillus fuscotomentosus, 441 nucleotides long. RefSeq lists its product as uncharacterized. The record is from RefSeq and is a predicted model, not a curated record. Lineage: Eukaryota; Fungi; Basidiomycota; Agaricomycetes; Boletales; Suillaceae. Gene Ontology annotation, molecular function: protein binding. The coding region runs from base 1 to 441 and encodes 146 amino acids. The transcript is spliced from 2 exons.
AUGUUCGACGUUAUCACAUUAUCUCAAUUCCUUUCUAUCCAGGAGAAGGGUGUCUCAGCAUGGUCCUUUGAGCCAGACUACGAAACUAUUAAUUCACCUUUGGUUCAUGCUCGCAUGGAAAUCACUUUCCUUCCCGAUCCUGCAUCCGCCUCGCGCGUGCAGUCAAAUUUACCCCUACCCAAAUUGAACGAGGUCUACUAUUGGGAAAUCAAGAUGUUUGAUCUUCCCGAAACUACUACAGUUGCCGUUGGACUGGCCACCAAACCCUACCCACCUUUCCGACUUCCAGGUUUAAACCCUUUCUCCGUCGCUUACCACUCCAACGGUGGCAAGUGUUACAAUUAUCCCUUCACUGCAUCACCAUUCGGUAGGCACUGGGCCAGCAGGUCUGGUAGUAGCGUUAAUGCUCCUCCAGAACGGUAUACCAGUUCGUAUCAUUGA